Messenger RNA from Malania oleifera, 558 nucleotides. Its product is annotated as auxin-induced protein 15A-like. The transcript has a single exon. The record is from RefSeq and is a predicted model, not a curated record. NCBI's taxonomy places the organism in Eukaryota, Viridiplantae, Streptophyta, Magnoliopsida, Santalales, Ximeniaceae. Bases 67 to 354 code for a protein of 95 amino acids. Gene Ontology annotation, biological process: response to auxin.
ACUCGACUUAGUUUACAUUCUGAGAGACUUCUCACUGUUCACAGAAAAAAUAAAGUUGAGAACAUCAUGGGUGUCCGUUUUCCCAGGAUUAUUCCAGCCAAGCAUACUCUGCAGCGAGUUCUUUCUAGUUCACAUAUUACAGAUGUACCCAAAGGCCACUUUGUUGUUUAUGUUGGAGAAAUCUGCAAGAAGCGGUUUGUGGUUCCAAUAUCUUAUUUGAAGCAUCCUUCAUUCCAGAAUUUGUUGAGUCAUGCUGAAGAAGAGUUUGGCUUUGAUCAUCCUAUGGGAGGUCUCACAAUCCCAUGCGAAGUAGAAGAGUUCCUUGUUCUCACUCAUGGCUUGAAUUGCUCAUGAGCAAAGAUCAAGAGAAGAAACUUGUGAAAAUAGCUAGCAUAGAGUACUUCAACAAUGUGACAUCACAUAACCAAAAAUCAAUCUCUCCAAUUUUGAAUUAAGGGAGUUGAAUUGAGUGUGAAGCCCUUGUAAACUUCUUUUAUUUAUUUAUUUACUUUUCUGUAAAGCAUAGUUGGAAUUUUAAUCUAUUAAUAUUAAAUCAAA